CAGCGAGAGCGUGGAACAGAGAUGAGUACCGAAGCAGAACAGCAGCUUCUCCAUGAUGCUAGAAAUGGAAAUGCUGAAGAAGUUAAGCAGCUGUUGGAUACCAUGAGCAAAGGAGAAAUAAUCUUCGACAUCAACUGUAAAGGAAGAAGUAAAUCUAAUAUGGGUUGGACACCUCUUCACCUUGCAUGCUACUUUGGACAUGCUGUUGUGGUAGAGGAUUUGCUGAAGGCUGGUGCAGUUGUGAAUGUGCUGAAUGACAUGGGAGACACUCCACUCCAUCGUGCAGCUUUCACAGGACGUAAGGAGGUGGUGAUGUUACUCUUGCAGUAUAAUGCUGAUGCUUCUAUUGUUAAUGGGAGUGGAGAAACAGCAAAAGAAGUUACUCAUGAUAAAGACAUAAGGAAUAUGUUGGAAGCAGUUGAAAGGACGCAAGAAAGGAAGCUGGAAGAAGAACUCUUAGGAGCAGCAAGAGAUGGGGAAACAGGGAAACUGUCUGCUUUGUUAAACAAGCCCAAACCGCCUGAUAUCAAUUGUGUGGAUCAGAUGGGGAACACACCUUUGCAUUGUGCAGCAUACCGUGCUCACAAACACUGCGCAUUGAAACUUCUAAAAAAUGGAGCAGAUCCUAAAAUAAGAAAUAAAAAUGAUCAGACACCCCUUGAUCUAGCCCAAGGUGCAGAAAUGAAGCUAAUACUGGGAGGUAAAACCGGAAAGGUUAUCAACAAACCACUGAGACGAUACGAAGGUCUCCUAUGGAAGAGCUCACGAUUUUUUGGUUGGAGACUUUACUGGAUAGUACUAGAGCAUGGAGUCCUUUCCUGGUAUCGAAGACAAGCUGAUGCAGUAAAUAAUGAGCAUCGUCAGGGAUGCAAGCAUCUAACACAAGCUGUGUGCACGGUAAAAUCUACAGACAGUUGCUUCUUUUCUGUCAGGUGUUUUGAUGACACAGUUCAUCGUUUCAAGAUCCCUAAAAACAAUCUUCCAUCUCAUACUAGAGAGAGUUGGCUAGAAGCAAUAGAAGACCACUCUGCAUACAGCACUCACUACUGCACACAGGAGCAGCUGAGUAGCGAUGAUGAGGAAGAUGAUUCAGUAUCUGUUACAGACCUACAAGAAACACUGAAAAAAGCACAAGCAUGCCAACAAAGACUCAGUAAAGAGAUUUCAGACUUUCUUGCAAUGGUUAAAUCUUUGGAUGUUACAAAAGGUAUAUCUUCUCCUCUACUGCAAAAAGUUGAUGUGGUCUCUGAAGUAUCCCAGGAAACUUGUGAGGCCCUGGCUGACUGCCUCAACCUAUUCACAAAGCAGGAAGGGGUGAGGAAUUUGAAACUGGAGCAUGAGCAGGAGAAAAACAAGAUCUUGUCAGAAGCAUUAGAGACACUAGCUACUGAGCACCAUGAACUAGAGCAGUCUCUGGUUAAGGGAUCUCCUCCUCUCAGCAUCAUCAGUGAGGAGCAGUUCUAUGAUGCUGUUUCAGAUUCAGAAUCUGAAAAAUCAUUAAGUGUGUUUGAAACUGUAACAGCAUACUCACUAGAAGACAACAUGGAUACAAAAGAUACAAUAACUUCAAGCAUGUCUGAAGAAAAGGUUUGUGGCAGUGGAGAGUCGAUGUCUAAUGGAAUCAAAAAACACAGAACAAGCUUGCCAUCUCCAAUGUUUUCCAGAAAUGACUUUAGUAUUUGGAGUAUCUUAAGAAAAUGCAUUGGAAUGGAAUUGUCCAAGAUCACAAUGCCAGUUAUAUUCAACGAGCCACUGAGCUUCCUUCAGCGACUUACAGAGUACAUGGAGCACACAUACCUCAUCCACAAAGCCAGCUCUCUGUCUAGCACAACUGAGCGAAUGCAGUGUGUUGCUGCAUUUGCUGUGUCUGCUGUAGCCUCGCAGUGGGAACGUACGGGGAAGCCAUUCAACCCACUGCUUGGAGAGACGUAUGAAUUGAUCAGAGACGAUCUUGGAUUUAGACUUCUCUCAGAGCAAGUUAGCCAUCAUCCACCAAUCAGUGCUUUCUAUGCUGAAGGUUUAAAUAAUGAUUUUGUGUUUCAUGGAUCGAUUUAUCCUAAACUCAAAUUCUGGGGCAAGAGCGUGGAAGCAGAACCAAAAGGCACAAUGACUUUGGAGCUUCUUGAACACAACGAAGCCUACACAUGGACAAAUCCUACUUGCUGCGUGCAUAACAUUAUUGUGGGCAAACUUUGGAUUGAGCAGUAUGGAAAUGUGGAAAUAACUAACCACAAAACUGGUGAGAAAUGUGUGCUGAGUUUCAAGCCCUGCGGCCUCUUUGGGAAGGAGCUGCAUAAAGUUGAAGGCUACAUUCAGGACAAAAGCAAAAAGAAACUUUGUGCAUUGUAUGGGAAGUGGACGGAGUGUUUGUACAGUGUUGAUCCAGCUACUUUUGAAGCUUAUAAAAAGAAUGACAAGAAAAACACAGAAGAGAAGAAAAGCAGUAAACAGGUGAGCAACACUGAGGAACCUGAUGAGAUGCCACUGCCAGAUUCUGAGAGCGUGUAUGUUAUUCCUGGAAGUAUUUUACUAUGGAAGAUAACUCCAAGACCUCCAAAUUCAGCGCAGAUGUACAAUUUCACUAGCUUUGCUAUGGCUUUGAAUGAAUUGGACAAAGAAAUGGAAAGUGUCAUUCCCAAAACUGACUGCCGGCUACGACCGGAUAUCAGAGCCAUGGAAAAUGGAGAAAUAGAUCUGGCUAGUGAGGAGAAGAAGAGGCUAGAAGAAAAGCAAAGGACCGCCCGCAAAAAUCGUUCAAAGUCAGAGGAAGACUGGAAGACGAGUCACUCAUCAUCCCAGAGUCCCAGAUGGUUCCAUCAAGGCCCCAACCCCCACACCGGCACACAGGACUGGCUCUAUUCUGGCAACUACUGGGACAGAAACUACUUUAAUUUGCCUGAUAUUUAUUAAAAUGCAAUAAGAAGCCUGUGGCUGAUACAAAUAAGUCUUAAUCUGUUUUAAUGUUUUCCCUCAUUUUACUUACCUCCUAAAAGAACUAACAUGUUAUCCAACAGAAUAUUACGCAUCUCCGCAGUAAAUCUGGCGGUACGUGACUGCGGUCCCUUAGGUAGGGGAUGAACUUUUCUGGCUGGCGGUGGGUCCUACGUGGACAAAGUCAGCAAGUCACCAAGAUGUACAGCUGCCUGGUUUGCUGAAUACACCUAUAUUAGGUUGUGGUGUAUGAGGAACGGAACACCUUGGCUGUUCUGUGAAUGCCUUCUUUCAUACAUAACAUUGGCACAAGCAAAACUGGUUUUAUUUAUUAUGACAUGGGAAUGUCUAAAAGCACACAAAGUCAUUGCAAUAUUCUGUUCUUCAAGCAAAGGAGGGUGUGUCACUUUUGUACAGAGGCAAUUUUUCAUAAAGCGACUUUUCUUUUAAUGAAGUAACUCCCUUGAAUCCUGAGCUCUGGUCAGAGCUCCCAGAAGCGUGCCCAUCUCUGGAGCCUUCAUGCAGUUGUUUAAGCUGGUGACGUUACUCAGAGGUAUUUAUUCAAUAUUUUGUGCAGUGUGUUUUGAAUUUCGCUCUCCUUUUUUUGCUACAAGCCUUAUGGUUUAAGGAAUUAAGAGCCAUUUGAACACCUAUGGAUUGGAUUUCAACUGCACACUAAUAACAGGUUUGAAAAGAAUCUGUUCAAUGCACUAUGAGUUCUGGUGCCCAGCACCACUGCAAACAGGCAAGAAGUGGAUCAGUCUGGGACCCGGUGGGACUGUCUGCACAGUGCAGGCUGCCUGGAAGCCUUGUGCAUCUCAGAGGUAGGAAGGCACUUCAGCGAGGCCUCCUGUGCACAGCUGCUUUACCCCUUUUCAGUGGGGUGCAUUCAAUCUUAGAGUGUAAGUUUACACUGAACUGUGUACAGAGCUUCUAGAGGGCGAGCUGUUCCUUGUACAAUAUUUUAACUGCUGUCUGGAGGUUAGUGUUAAUUGAAUAAUUUAAUUGCUACUAAAUAAAGGCUUCAAAACUUCUUGCA
Messenger RNA from Meleagris gallopavo (turkey), 3970 nucleotides. RefSeq names its product oxysterol binding protein like 1A (gene OSBPL1A). Gene Ontology annotation, molecular function: protein binding; cholesterol binding. Lineage: Eukaryota; Metazoa; Chordata; Aves; Galliformes; Phasianidae. The record is from RefSeq and is a predicted model, not a curated record. Gene Ontology annotation, cellular component: plasma membrane; cytosol; perinuclear endoplasmic reticulum.